Apodemus sylvaticus (European woodmouse) is the source of this 2590-nucleotide messenger RNA. RefSeq names its product tripartite motif-containing protein 12A-like. The transcript has 8 exons. NCBI's taxonomy places the organism in Eukaryota, Metazoa, Chordata, Mammalia, Rodentia, Muridae. Gene Ontology annotation, molecular function: zinc ion binding; protein binding. Bases 191 to 1687 code for a protein of 498 amino acids. The record is from RefSeq and is a predicted model, not a curated record.
GCCCGGCAGGCCUAGCCAGAGACAUCUCAUUGGUCUGUAGAGUUGUGCUUUCUCUUUCAUUUCCAGCGCUCAGACUUCUCUAGCUUCUCUAGCUUGGAGUCGAAAAUACCUUGAAGUUCUGGAUUGUCACAUAGGCACCUGUGCAAAAGUCUGAGGAGUCAAGACAGUCAGACACAGGGUCACAGCAACGAUGGCUUCAGAAUUCAUGGCGAAUUUAAAGGAGGAGGUGACCUGUCCUAUCUGUCUGGAGCUGAUGGUGGAACCCCUGAGUGCAGAUUGUGGUCACAGCUUCUGCCGAGCCUGCAUCAUGCUGAACUAUGAAUCCAGCAAAUGCAAAGAGGGAGAGUUCAUUUGCCCUGUGUGCCGAGUUAGUUACCUGUUUAGGAAUCUGAGGCCUAAUCGACAUGUGGCCAACAUAGUAGAAAGCCUCAAAGAGUUCAAGUCCAGCCCAGAAGAGAAGCAGAAGGUGUUUUACUGUGCAAGGCAUGGAGAGAAACUCCAGCUCUUCUGUAAGAAGGACAUGAUGGCCAUCUGCUGGCUUUGUGAGCGAUCCCAGGAGCACCGGGGACAUGAAACAGCUCUCAUUGAAGAGGUGGCCCAGGAGUGCAAGGAGAAGCUGCAGGCAGCUCUGCAAAAGCUGAUGGCAGACAAGAAAGAAUUUGAGAACUGGAAAGAUGAUCUUCAAAAGGAGCGAAAUUGUUGGGAGAAUCAAAUACAGAAAGAUGUGGAUAAGGUUCAAUCAGAGUUUAAACGAAUGAGAGAUAUCAUGGACUCUGAGGAGGAGAAUGAAUUGAAGAAGCUAAAGCAAGAGAAGGAAGACUUUCUCAACAGCCUGGCAGAGUCUGAAAAUGAGCAUGCUCAGCAGAGCAAGGUACUAGUUGACCUCAUCUCAGAUGUGGAACAUCAGUUACAGUGCUCAGCCACGGAAAUGCUGCAGGGUACGGACAGCAUCAUAAAACGGAGUCUAAAUUUUUCGAUGGGGAAGCCCAGAACCAUCCCCAGGAAACAAAGGAGAGUGUUUCGAGCUCCUGAUCUGCAAGGCAUGCUGCAAGUGCUGCAAGAGGUCACAGAGGCCCAGCGCUACUGGGUUCAAGUGACGCUGGUUCAAAACAACAAUCCAAACAUUGCCAUUACUGAUGACAGAAGACAAAUUCGAUAUGAAGACCAUGAAGUAAGAAAUUUUGCCCAUGAGCGUGAAAACUGUCAUGAGGGCGUCCUGGGAUACCCAGCUAUCCAAUCAGGAAAACAUUACUGGGAAGUAGAUGUGUCUGGAAAAGGUGCUUGGGUUCUGGGAUUAAGUGAUGGAAGCUACCUCUUUAAUCCAAUAUUUUGUUCCAAUGCUGAAAGAUCCCCCUUAUUUCAUUUGGGGAUUAGUAAUAAUUCACAUUAUCAACCUAAAUAUGGCUUCUGGGUUAUAGGGCUGUCGAAAAAGUCUGUGUAUAAUGCUUUUGAGGAGUGUACUUUCACAGGCAAGCGCAGUGUCUUGACCCUGUGUCUGAUGGUCCCACCCAGUCGUGUUGGUGUUUUCCUUGACUAUGCAGCUGGCACUCUCUCCUUUUACAACAUUUUCAACCAAGGGACUCUUAUCUACAGAUUCUGUACAAGUUCCUUUCCUGAUAGGGUUUUUCCAUAUUUUAAUCCCAUAGGAAGUUCAGAGCCAAUGACAAUAUGCUGGCCGGACUCUUAACCUUCGUCUGUUUCUGCGCAGGAUUUCUGGCUCUGAUGUGUAGUCAUAUGCCUGAGCUCAUCAGUACCAUUUUAUCUUUUUUUUUUCCUGUCUCUGUGUUCUGUGUGAAUGUCUUUCACUGGUAAAUAGGAUACAUUCAUUUCUCUAGGUCAUAUUCAUCUCAGUUUCUUGUUUUUUGUUUGUGUGUGUGUGUGUAUUUUGUUGCUGUUAUUGCUCCUGUUGCUGUUGUUUUGUUUUUUUUUUUUAUAGAUGACAAUAGUAAAUCACUUCCCAUAUGUCUGAGUGCUCACUAUAUACGAUAACACUGUUGCAAAAUUCUUCUCUUAUUCUUCAUGCCAGAGAUGGAAGUCAAGGCCUUGUGUGUGUAUAUAUAUAUGAUAUAUAAUAAAUCUAUAUAUAAUAAAAUAUAUAUAUGUACACACACACACACUUAUCAACUACUAAAUUGUUAACUCACAUUAUUUUUAGUAAUAAUGACAAUUGUAGUAAAUUUAUAUUUUGCUAUAUUGUAAAACAUAAACAAGAGUAUUACUAGGGACUUGGAUCGUUUCAGACAUGUGACUGUCAGUCCAAUAUGGUGUCUUAUUCAUUUUGGAGACCUUAUCACUAUGACUAAAUUAAGUGAUCAUUAAGAUCAUGUAUCAGAACCUUGCAUGGGAGCUCAUACCUGCUGUCCUGCAUCUGGGAAGUUGUGGCAGGAAGAUUGUAUUUGAAGCCACCCUUGUAUACAGAGCAAGACUCUGCUUAAAAUAAUAAAGAAUAUAUAUUGGUUCAUUUUAAAACCACAACUCCAUUUGUUUUAAGAAAUGGAAUAAGGAGAUUGCAGAAUUGUAGGUUUUGGUUUGUAUGUACAAUUUGUAAAUAAAUGUUUCUGUUUGCUAAAAAUAAAUGUUCUUAAAUUCA